Molecule: messenger RNA, 1245 nt
Organism: Phytophthora sojae
Lineage: Eukaryota; Oomycota; Peronosporomycetes; Peronosporales; Peronosporaceae
Exons: 1
Coding region: 1-1245 (414 amino acids)
Source: RefSeq, a predicted model, not a curated record
AUGGCCUACGAAGGGUACGGCACGGUGUACACGCUCAACUCGCCGUCCGACGGCAACUGCAACUUCAUGAGCUGGCCGGACGCCGCCGUCACCAAGUACGCUGCGCUCAACGCCGAGCAGUGGGAGGAGACCAUGAACUGCGGACGCUGCGCUCAAGUCACGUGCACCGACGCGUCGUGCGCCGGCCAGGCGUCCGAGAUCGUGUACAUCAUGGACCAGUGUCCCGGGUGCGCGUACGGCGACCUGGACCUGUCCCCGGACGUGUUCGAGAGCAUCACGGGCCAGUCGUACACGAAGCUGAGCAUCGAGUGGCAGUUCGUGGACUGUCCGAUCUCGAACAACGUGCAGUACUGCCUGAAGACGGGCAGCAGCGAGUUCUGGGUGGCGGUGCAGCCGGCCAACUUCGUGUCGGGCGUGCAGAGUCUGUCGAUCAACGGGCAGGAGACGUCGGUGAUCGACUCGGCGUACUACUUCCUGAUCGACGGCAGCGGCGAGAGCGUGGCGGAUCUGAGCUCUGUGAGCAUUUCGCUGACGGGGGUGAACGGCGAGGUGCUGGAGGAGACGCUGUCCUUGAGUGCUGACGAGUGCACCGAUGGCGCGAAGCAGUUCGCUACCAGUGACAACUCCCAGUCUAUCAUCAUUGCCGGUAGCUCAUCGAAGAGCUCGUCCACUCAAUCAAGCUCUACUACCGCGCCCUCGUCGGCACCGACCGCCACUCCGACGCCGACACCUACACCGACAAGCACGCCGACGUCUACGGAGGUGUCAAACACAACAGCGACCCCAGUUGUGUCUUCUUCUCAAAGCUCGAGCUCUGUCAGCUCGGAUGAGGGCGAUGCUGGGUCCAUCAAGACUGGCCAGGGCUCCGCUGCAUCGAGAUCAAGUGCUCUGCAGGAAACAGUCACAGCUGAGCCAAAUGCUGUCCAGUCGCCAACCGCUGCAUCGACUCCGGGUAGCGUCGUCCAGUCCAAUGUGAAGAGCUCUGGAGACUCCAACUCGACGUCGUUGAUGGUCGGGAUGAUCGUGUUGGUGUGUGUGGCUGUGAUAAUUGCCGUCGGGCUGGCUGUCUACGUGCGUCGCCGCAAGCAGCAGAUUGACUCCUACAAGCGUCGCGAGGAGCAAGGCACGGCAAUGUGCGACGACGACACGUCGCCUCGCGCAUCGGACUUGUCGUCCGCCUACGACAUCGUGCACAGCCCCACGGUGCACUUUUCCUCCAUGGAGUCGAUGGGGAGCAGAGUGUGA